Molecule: messenger RNA, 1992 nt
Organism: Electrophorus electricus (electric eel)
Lineage: Eukaryota; Metazoa; Chordata; Actinopteri; Gymnotiformes; Gymnotidae
Product: ADP-ribosylation factor-binding protein GGA2-like
Biological process (GO): intracellular protein transport; Golgi to plasma membrane transport; protein localization to cell surface
Cellular component (GO): trans-Golgi network
Molecular function (GO): ubiquitin binding; phosphatidylinositol binding; small GTPase binding
Source: RefSeq, a predicted model, not a curated record
UGUUUUAGACUAAUAUCUUUUAAAAUGAAAUUUCUUGCAUUUCUCGUUCGUUGCGGCGAGCUGAAAUACACAUGGGAAGGUGGGUAGGAGUCAGUUUUUCAGCGUGACUAUCAGCAGGUCACAUGCUCUGCGCUUCUCGGCGCUUGCUGCAACCGCAGCACUUCUGCGUGAAACGGACAUGGCGAGCGAGGAGGGCGCCGACACGCUAGAGACUUGGUUGAAUAAGGUGACAGACCCUGAGAACACAUCAGAGAGAUGGGACUGUAUCCAGGGAUUCUACCAGCAGGUUAAUGCACAACCAGAUGGGCCCCAGGUUGCUACACGUCUGUUGGCACACAAAAUUCAGUCGCCUCAGGAGAGAGAAUCUCUACAAGCACUCACUUUGCUGGAGGUAUGCAUGAAUAACUGUGGGAAACAUUUUCAUAGUGAGGCUACUAAAUUCCGAUUUCUGAAUGAACUCAUCAAAGUGCUGUCACCAAAGUACCUGGGUACCUGGACCACAGCCCUGGUGAAGUUGAGGGUGACAGAGGUUCUGUAUGGCUGGACUCUGUGGCUGAAAGAUGAGCCGAAGGUGCAGGAGGCGUACCGCAUGUUAAAAAAACAAGGUAUUGUGAAAAAAGACCCGAAACUGCCAGACACCGUGGUGAUGCAACCUCUGUGUCCCAGGCAGGAGGUGUCGGUGUUUGAUGAUGAAGGUAAAUCACAGUUGUUGUCACAGCUGCUGAAGAGUACCCGUCCAGAGGACCUGCAAACAGCUAACAGACUGAUUAAGAGCACACUGAAAGAAGAGCAGGAAAAGAUAGAAAAGGAGGGCAGACGUGUUGGCACUCUUCAGGAUGUGGAGAACUGUACAUCACAACUUAAAUCUCUCCUGAGCCAACAGUACACACAACACACUCAGGACAUGCAGGAUGUCUAUGAUCGCUGUGACAGGCUGAGACCAAUCCUCUUCAGACUGGCCAGCGAAACCGUGGAUGAUGAUAAAGUUUUAGCUGAGAUACUGCGAGGGAAUGACAAGAUAACAGAUGUGAUGAACCUGUACAGAGUAAAAACACAGAAGCAAGAGCCAGAGACUCAGACAGUGCCUUCCCAGAGUCACAACAGCCAGGACCCAGCUAGUCCAGUCAAGACCUACCACUUGAUUGACUUGUCUGUGCUGGGAGAUAGCGCCACUGCUGGCUGCAUUGAAGACAGCAGCUCUCUGCUGCUGUUGGAGGAGGAUGUGUGCCCCCAUGUUGCAGACUCCUGCAUCCCAAGGACACUCGGGGUGAAAUCUUACCUUGAGGAACUCACUCAGCUGGAGGAUAAAAUGAAAGUUAUGAAGGAGUCUGGCUCUAUAGAGACAACUAAUGGAAAAGGAGCCUACAAUAACCACAGUGCAUCAGUAUUACCAGUCAAGAAAGUGAACCCAUUUAGAUCAGAAUUAGAUGACAUGAAUCAGAUGAAUCAGCCAGGCAUAUCAGAAUAUAAACCACAUCCCCCUUCAUCCCUUAUGAACAUCACUGUUUCUUUGGAUUCUAUUAAGCCCAGCCACCUAAAGCCAAUAACAGUGUUCGAUCAUCAUGGCAUCCGGGUGUCUUUCCACUUCACCAAAGAAGCUCCGCCCUCUAGGCCUGAUAUUGCCGUCAUCAUCAUCUCUACUGUUAAUACCUCAGCACUUCCUGUUUCAGACUUCCUGUUCUUGACUGCUGUUCCAAAGACAAUGCAGGUCAAACUGCAACCUCCAACAAGAAGCGAUCUGCCCGCAUACAAUCCCAUACUGCCCCCUGCUGCCAUCUCUCAGGUACUGCUGCUCUCCAACCCUCUUAAGAGGCCAGUGCGUGUGAGAGUCAGGCUGUCCAUGAUGCUUGGAGAACACAGUGUUCAGCUGGAGGCAGAGAUUGACCACUUCCCAGAGUGGGACUCCUGGAAUAACCCUUGACCUUUUUAUAUACUUCUGAAGAGAUUUUGGUCAUUUAUGUAAUAAUUAAAAAAAAAAUUGUUUACAAACUA